Messenger RNA from Arabidopsis thaliana (thale cress), 1126 nucleotides. It is a transcript of the gene AL5, whose product is annotated as alfin-like 5. Gene Ontology annotation, biological process: regulation of DNA-templated transcription; negative regulation of DNA-templated transcription. Gene Ontology annotation, cellular component: nucleus. Gene Ontology annotation, molecular function: histone binding. The coding region runs from base 166 to 948 and encodes 260 amino acids. The record is from RefSeq and is marked reviewed. The transcript has 5 exons. NCBI's taxonomy places the organism in Eukaryota, Viridiplantae, Streptophyta, Magnoliopsida, Brassicales, Brassicaceae.
AUAAGUGUUGUGACUAGACCGGGUCGGUCACUGUCCACGGGGCAACUUUUUAGUCUGCAUUAAGUUUUCUUACUUUAUCACUUAAGAACAAAAAUUCUGCUUUAGAAAAAAAAAAGAAGCAAACCUCACUGUUCUUUCAUCGUUUCCGAGAGAGGAGAGACGGACAUGGAAGGAGGAACUGCGCACUACAGCCCUCGAACUGUCGAAGAAGUCUUUCGAGAUUUUAAGGGCCGUCGAGCUGGCAUCAUCCAAGCUCUCACCACUGAUGUGGAAGAUUUUUUCCAGCAAUGCGACCCUGAGAAGCAGAAUCUCUGCUUGUAUGGAUUCCCAAAUGAAGUGUGGGAAGUUAACUUACCAGCUGAAGAAGUGCCUCCUGAGCUUCCCGAACCUGCACUCGGCAUUAACUUUGCCAGAGAUGGGAUGCAGGAAAGAAACUGGCUUUCUCUCGUUGCUGUCCACAGUGAUGCGUGGUUACUUUCUGUGUCUUUUUACUUUGGUUCAAGAUUUGGUUUCGAUAGAGCUGACAGGAAGCGCUUGUUUAGUAUGAUAAAUGAGGUUCCUACUGUAUAUGAAGUUGUAACUGGAAAUGCAGAGAAGCAAACAAAGGAAAUGCCCUCUUCAGCAAAUCAAAAUGGCAACAGAUCCAAGUCAAAUUCAAAAAUGAGAGGUUUAGAAAGUAAAAGUUCAAAGACGAUACAUGCCAAGGAUGAGGAAGAAGGAUUAGAGUUAGAAGAAGGGGAAGAGGAAGAGGAUGAGGAUGAAGACGAACACGGUGAAACCCUAUGUGGAGCAUGUGGAGAUAACUAUGCUUCUGAUGAAUUCUGGAUUUGCUGUGACAUGUGCGAGAAAUGGUUCCACGGGGAGUGUGUGAAGAUCACUCCAGCUAGAGCGGAGCAUAUCAAGCAUUACAAGUGCCCUACUUGCAGCAACAAAAGAGCACGACCCUAGAUGUUUUAUUUCCACUAAUCUUAGCUACUAUCUAUUUUGUUUUAUUUCCACUAGUCUUAGCUACUCUCUAUUUAUCCCCCAAACAGUACAAUGCACUUAAAGUUUGUGUGUUGUUCAGAUAAGUUAUUUGUAGCAUGUCCAGAUUUGAUUCCUCAACCCAAUUUGUAUAACUCAGAAU